Molecule: messenger RNA, 1971 nt
Organism: Aspergillus novofumigatus IBT 16806
Lineage: Eukaryota; Fungi; Ascomycota; Eurotiomycetes; Eurotiales; Aspergillaceae
Product: putative caspase
Exons: 1
Coding region: 1-1971 (656 amino acids)
Biological process (GO): proteolysis
Molecular function (GO): cysteine-type endopeptidase activity
Source: RefSeq, a predicted model, not a curated record
AUGCCUGAUCGCUGGGCAAUUCUGAUCGGCAUCAACGGGUACGCCACGAAGCCAUUGAGGGGCUGCGUAAACGAUGUCAACUUGAUGAAGGCGUAUCUCGAAGCCAACUCAAGCCCAGUCAAGGUGACAGCGCUUACAGCGACUCCGGCCACAGACCCAGGAAGCUCACCACUGCAAGAGGAACGCGAUCUAUGGCCGACGCUAUCGAAUCUCAGACGCUGUGUGGACCAGAUCCUAGCCGUCGCUGUGCCCGGGAAUUUCGUGUACAUUCACUUCUCCGGGCAUGGAACUCGGUUUCCACGGCCGCCUCGACUAAAGUACGGAAAGAAAAGUGGCGGCGACGUGGGCCUGCUUUUUCUCAAUGACUCUGCAACUGCGUGCGAUGAACUGCGAGGCCUGGCGUUGGCAAAUACAUUGAAGCGAAUGACCGACCGCGGCCUUGUCGUGACGUUGACACUUGACUGCUGUUUUUCAGGUGAUGUAUACCGUCAACACGAGCAUGCUGGUGGUAGCAUUCGAAGCAUGGAGCAUGAAUCUGCGGUUGAUAUCCCAGAUGAUCCAGAGAUCAAUGGUUCUGGGGAAAACCGCCAGCAUUACGGCCUGCGAGAUGCACGACCGUUGCCCAAUUGGUUGGUGAACCCUGAAGGAUACCUCGUCAUCACUGCCUGUGGCCCUCAUGAAGUAGCCGGGGAGGUUACCUUGAACGGACUAUCGCAUGGCGUGUUGUCCUAUCACUUGCAUGAUAUCCUCACUUCUCUUUUGGCCCGAGCAUCUCAAGUCUCCGUGCAGACUAUAUAUAAUGCCCUCGUGAGCAUGGUCCAUCAAAGGAUGGCAAAACAAACCCCGAUGCUGUAUGGAAGCAAUGGCGCUUUCUUUUUCGGUGAAGUCCUACAUGGGGGCCAUGUUACAAGCAUCUCGGCCACGUACAGCAAUCAACAGCUUGUCUUGGAGGCGGGACACGCACACGGGGUCAAUUUGGGUGACGAAUAUAUCCUAUCUCCUUUCUGGACUGGUGAGAACGUGAAUGGCUCUGUGCAAGACGAGACACUCAGGGCUAGGGUCAUGUUUGUUGGCCUGAUCACUUCAAUCGUCGAAUUGCUUGAUAUCUCCGUGUCAACCGCAACGGCCAGCCAUUGGAAGGCCCAAUUGGUCUCGCGGCAGGCUUCGACUCUGGUUGGCCUGAUGCGUUCCAUCAGCAGGCCCUCUGAGCUUGUCACUGCUCUACAGCAGCUGCCCUCUAUUUGUGUCUCAGACAGCCCUCGCACGAGUGCCGACCGGUGCGGGCUUUAUAUACAAUUUGGCAUGAACAGAGGGUAUGAGCUCCUCGAUGUCGAUCAAAAAGCCCUUCCUCUGCCCCCUAUCCAGCAAUGGGACCCUUUGAUUAAAGCAGUUGAUCAUAUCGCAACAUUCUCAUACUACAAAGCAAUUGAGCCACCCAGUCACGAUAGUGACUUCCAGUCACUGUUUGAUAUCAGCAUGCGCAAUGAACAAAACGCCAAAUAUAACAUGGAAGGUGUAGUCGACGUCGUUGAUCAAGAGGAGCUAACCCUAACGGUCAAGAAUCUAAGCCAAACUGUCACACUAUACGUGACAGUCCUGAACUUCACUCCCUCAUGGCAGAUCCAGUAUCUGUCCGGCGAGGAGGGGGGAACUUGUUUUGACGCUGUUUCCCCUGCGGACCCGGCUCUACACUUUACCGGAACAACAGAGAUGGCAUUUGCUAUGGCAGUACCGGAACAUCUGCGCACAUCAGGAUGCUGCGACGAUAUAAUCAGGAUUAUCGUCACAAAUACUCCGACCUCGUUCGACUCACUCCUUCUGCCCAAGCUUAGCAGUAUCCUGGAGCAGACUACGAGGGGAGGAAGUCAGGGGCUAGACUCAACAAAAUCAACAAAAGCCGUUCCCCAAAAUUUGCGUCAAUGUGAAGAAAAAGCGGCAAUGUUUACGGUCACCAUCCGUACACAUGUAUGA